Messenger RNA from Sodiomyces alkalinus F11, 1196 nucleotides. RefSeq lists its product as hypothetical. Lineage: Eukaryota; Fungi; Ascomycota; Sordariomycetes; Glomerellales; Plectosphaerellaceae. The record is from RefSeq and is a predicted model, not a curated record. The transcript is spliced from 6 exons. The coding region runs from base 113 to 997 and encodes 294 amino acids.
GAAACAACCCCCAACUAAUUACCUUUUCCUCUUCCUGGUAUCUGAUGUCUGUCCUUGAUGCCACUGUUCACGAUGUUUGUUCCCUCGGUCCCGGCUACAACCCAUCACAUGGAUGCGCUGCCUAUCAGUUGUGAUCACAUCCGUCGUUCUGCUUCCGGGUACAGGUAAGGGGCCUACAUGCGCUAGCCCGCUGCAAACACUGGCCAAAUCUGGAAUCAUAUCUCCCGUCGUGACCCCUUGCCUCUCGGAGGCGAACGAGAAUAUGGUCAACUUGAGGAGAAACAACCAUUCGGAGUAUUCCGCCGUCUCCCUCCCGCCUGUCCCGUCUGUCCCGCCUUCUGUCGCCGAGCCGACAAUUGCGUCUGAAUAUAUUCAGAGGGACGUCUUACCUUCGUUCUCCCGCCCGGCUACUGGUGCCGCUCACGCCCUCGCCGACCUCCCAGUACUUCGGGACCUCGUCUCUAAUAAGGCUGGCCGUGGCACCUUCUCUACGAAAAAGGCUAAUAAUAUCCCGGCUACUAUAGUCCAGUGCGUUGGAGACGAGGCUCCCGCGCCAUGUAACCGUUGCGCUCAGAGGUUCGGGCUUUGGGCCCAGUGUGUGGUGCCGCCCGUCGCGUUUCAUGGCGUCACCAAGGGUGCCUGCGCUACCUGCCACUUCGAAUCACUCGGCAGCAGGUGUUCCUUGCAUAAAAAGAAUCGGGUUCCGAUGGCCCCAGCCCCCCCAGCCGUUAACACCCUGCCCGGAUCUACUGGCCUAGAUCUGGCGCAGUUGAAGGAAGACUCUAAGAGGAUGACGGAUGCCCAGAGGGCCAGCGCUGAGGCUAGGAUACAGGCGGAGAUGGCGGCCCUGGGUUGGGCCAAGCUCGAGCUGCAGCAACGGGAACAACAGCCUUGGUCUUGGGAGGAUAAGGAGGACACCGAGUUCGGCGCCAACUUCAGCAAGCGCACCUGGCAUGACAGCAAUGGCGAAACCAUACUCUAUUUCCGAAAAGCCUGAUGACCAAGGCGGAACCCACUCGCCCCGGCGUGUCUAUUCAUUAUGCUCUCGAAAAGCGGAGGAAGAAUUCAUGGAUUCAUGUACACAUGGGACAUCAGUCUUCCGGACCUUACCCUUCUCCUUCGAAGUGAACGACGCAAUGACAUCAUCAACAGGAUCCACACUUCAAGCCGAGUGAGCUCCAGAAUUCGCGAACGAU